This is a messenger RNA of Chanos chanos (milkfish), 1524 nucleotides long. It is a transcript of the gene slc35f3b, whose product is annotated as solute carrier family 35 member F3b. Bases 1 to 1524 code for a protein of 507 amino acids. The transcript has 8 exons. Lineage: Eukaryota; Metazoa; Chordata; Actinopteri; Gonorynchiformes; Chanidae. Gene Ontology annotation, cellular component: membrane. The record is from RefSeq and is a predicted model, not a curated record.
AUGUACGGGGAUGGAGAGGGUACAGUUUGGGACCGUGUCGGGCGCCCUCGGCGGGACUGCAUGUGUUACCUGGGACCUCCAACAACUUUGAUGCCCAUCGGUAUGCGGAAAUCGCCCGAUGUGAGUCCUAGACGGCUGUCAGAUAUCAGCCCUCAACUUAGACAACUGAAGUACCUGGUGGUGGACGAAUCCAUCAAAGAGGACUUGAAGUCGUCACGGUCGGUGGAGGACAUCAAUAGCGCAUCAAUCGAAGAGAGGAUCCUGAGAAUCACUGGUUAUUAUGGUUACCAACCAUGGAAUGCAGUCUACAACAGAGAAGACCGGCCCAGGGAGAACGUGGUGGGCACUGCGGACGGUCAGCCAGUGUCAGGCGGAGCAGGGGCGGAGUCAGGCAGCGGAAAGCGGAGACUGCACUGCUGCGUGAAAGUGACGGCGGUUCAGGUGCGAAAGGCUCUGUGGGGCAUUGCUAUGGUGAUAUGCGUGUGCUCGUCCUGGGCCGGCUCAACCCAGCUAGCCAAGCUCACCUUCAAGCAAUUCGACGCCCCCUUUACCCUCACCUGGUUCGCCACCACUUGGAACAGCCUGUUCUUUCCCCUCUACUACAUGGGGCACCUGUGUAAGAGUACAGAGAGACAGACGCCCAGGCAACGUUUCAGGGAAUGCUGCCGGUUCUUUGGAGACGACGGGCUCACCGCCAAAGUGUUUUUCACUAAAGUCGCUCCCUUUGGCCUGUUGUGGACUUUGACCAACUACCUAUACCUGCAGGCCCUGCGUAAGAUCAACACCACCGACGUGUCUGCACUGUUCUGCUGUAACAAAGCCUUCGUCUUCCUGCUCUCCUGGAUCGUACUGAGGGAUCGUUUCAUGGGGGUCAGGAUUGUUGCAGCCAUUUUAGCCAUAGCUGGGAUUGUAAUGAUGACCUACGCAGAUGGAUUCCACAGUCACUCUGUCAUAGGAAUCACGCUAGUCGUAGCCUCUGCAUCAAUGUCAGCGCUGUACAAGGUACUCUUUAAGUUGGUCUUGGGCAGUGCCAAGUUUGGUGAAGCUGCUCUCUUUCUGACCAUCGUUGGGGGUGCCAACUUUGUUUUCAUCAGCUUUGUGCCAGUUAUCCUGUAUUUCACACAUGUUGAGUAUUUUGGGUCCCCUGCUGACAUCCCCUGGGCCUACCUGUGUGGAGUGGCUGGCCUGCUACUGGCAUUCAACAUCUUGGUAAACUUUGGAAUUGCGAUUACAUAUCCCACGCUCAUUUCACUCGGCAUUGUCAUGAGUGUUCCCGUCAAUGCAAUGGUAGACCUGUACACCUGUGAUAUCAACUUCAACACCGUGCGACUCAUCGCCGUCUUCAUCAUAUGCCUGGGCUUUCUGAUGCUUCUGCUACCAGAGGACUGGGACCAAUGUCUCAUCCAGCUCAGCACCAAACUGCGCAAACGCGAGCAGCCAGCAGAGGGCGUCGAGGCAGGCACCAGCUCAGGUCUCAACUGGAGUCGAAGGGGCAGGACCUCCAUGUCUACAUUUACGCACUGA